Corythoichthys intestinalis (scribbled pipefish) is the source of this 2643-nucleotide messenger RNA. Its product is annotated as extracellular calcium-sensing receptor. Gene Ontology annotation, molecular function: G protein-coupled receptor activity. Gene Ontology annotation, cellular component: plasma membrane. The transcript is spliced from 13 exons. Lineage: Eukaryota; Metazoa; Chordata; Actinopteri; Syngnathiformes; Syngnathidae. The record is from RefSeq and is a predicted model, not a curated record. Gene Ontology annotation, biological process: G protein-coupled receptor signaling pathway. The coding region runs from base 1 to 2643 and encodes 880 amino acids.
AUGUGCAAUGAGACGAAGCAGGAGGCGGCCACUGAGGCAAAGUACUUCUCAGGUUUUGCCCAUGUCUUGGCUCUCCUGUUUCUUCAUGCGCCGGUGGCCAUCCUCAGCCCCGCUGAUGCUUUUGGUGGGGCUGCUAGCCGGGGGCUUUACCAGGAUGGAGAUAUCAUCAUUGGUGGACUGUUUCAUCUCCACUACGUACCUCCAACCACAGACCACAAUUUUUCUAGUGAACCAGAUUACAAAGAAUGCACUGGUUUAGAGCAACUCCCUUUACAGUACAUUUAUGCCACGGUGUUUGCCGUGGAGGAAAUCAACCGGAAUCCUCGUCUUUUGCCGGGUGUAAGCCUGGGCUACCACAUCCGCGACAGCUGCGCCAUGCACCCGUGGGCCACACAGGCAGCUCUUGCACUGGUGAGCGGGGACAGCAGCACCUGUAACCUCACGGUAACGCCAGUGCACGCUUUUGAGGAAGGUGGGAGAAAAGGUGUUCCGUUGAUCAUUGGUGGGGCUUCAUCCAAAACAGCCAUGAUACUCUCUAGAGUGCUUGCGCCACUCUCUGUGCCUUUAAUGAGCUACCAAGCAAGCUGUCCUUGUUUGAGUGACAGGCGCCAGUUUCCCAACUUCUUCAGAACCGUCCCCAGCGACAUUUACCAAGCUCGGGCCAUUGCCAGGCUGGCUAUAUACUUCAAAUGGACCUGGAUCGGAGCUGUGGUGGCGAACAAUGACUAUGGUCUGGUGGCUGUUAAGGUAUUCCAAGAGGAAACUCAGGGGUCUGGGGUGUGUCUGGCCUUUGUGGAAACUCUAAAUAGGCAAAUCAUCAAGAAUGAUGCCAGGAAAGCAGCCCUUGCCAUUAAAGCAUCGAGUGCCAAAGUGAUCCUGGUUUUUUCCUGGUACACGGACGUUAGAGAACUGUUUCUGCAACUGGCCGAAAUGAACGUGACUGACAAGCAGUUUCUAGCUAGCGAGGCCUGGAGCACGAGCGGCAAUCUUCUCCAACACCCUGUCACUUCAAAAGUGGCGAGCGGUGUCCUGGGCAUGGCCAUUCGAAGCUCGCCGAUCGUCGGAUUCGAAGAUUACAUCCGUGGUUUGACCCCGUCACAUCGCCCGGAUGAUCACAUCUUGAGAGAAUUCUGGGAGAAACAAUUUGCAUGUAGGCCUUGGCUAUCCAAUGUCACAAACCUGUCUGACUGGAGUGCCUCUCUGCCCAUGUGCGGUGGGGAGGAGAGCCUGAAGGGGGUGGAUAAUCUCUUCACUGACACCUCCCAGCUACGACAGGCCUAUAACGCUUAUUUGGCUGUUUACGCCGCAGCUCACGCCCUCCACGACAGACUCUCUUGCCCUAAUUCUAAUAUGGUCUCCAGGGACAGCAGUUCAACCUGUUUGUCACCCGGAAACGUUAAGCCUGCUGAGCUCCUGCAGCACUUAAAUGAUGUCAACUUCACCACACCACAGGAGGAAAGGCUUUAUUUUGAAGGAGCAGACAUUCCUGCUAAGUAUGACCUUGUGAACUGGCAGAUGACCACAGACGGUGUUUUGAAACUUGUUCUGAUUGGCCGAGUGGAAGGCUACGAAAUCCUUAUGAACGACUCAGCCGUCCAGUGGAGCUCGGGAUAUAGCCAGGUCCCCACAUCUGUGUGUAGUGAGAGUUGCCCUCCUGGAACCAGGGUGGCCACCAGGAAAGGAGAACCCAUCUGCUGCUUUGAUUGCAUCCCAUGCGCUGAAGGGGAAAUCAGCAACAUAACCGGUUCACCCACUUGUGACCGCUGCCCACUGGAGUUCUGGUCCAACGCCGAGCACACAGUCUGCGUUCUACGACAGCUGGACUUCCUGGCCUUCAACGAGACCUUGGGCAUCACCCUCACUGCAGUUGCCGCGUCUGGCACCUUGGUGACCACUGCCGUCUUUGUGGUCUUUCUCUACUAUAAACAUACGCCUGUGGUUCGAGCCAAUAAUUCCGAACUGAGCUUCCUGCUCCUCCUCUCGCUCAAACUCUGCUUCCUUUGUUCGCUUCUGUUCAUCGGCCGUCCGUCCGUGUGGUCCUGCCGCUUCCAGCAGGCGGCUUUCGGUAUUAGUUUUGUGCUGUCCGUGUCCUGUCUACAAGUCAAGACCAUCGUGGUCCUGGCGGCCUUCCGUUCAGCCCGGCCUGGUGCUGAAGCUUUGAUGAAGUGGUUCGGUCCGGGACAGCAGAGAGGAAGUGUGUGUUUGUUCACUUCCAUACAGAUCAUCAUCUGUAUAAUUUGGCUGUCACUAAGCCCGCCUGAGCCUAAACCAGACUUUGAUACCCCAGGGUUAAAAGUCACCCUAAAGUGCGACAUGGCCUCUGUGGUGGGUUUCUCUCUGGUGCUGGGCUACAUCGGUUUACUGGCUUGCACUUGUCUCCUGCUGGCCUUCCUCGCCAGGAAUCUCCCCGACAACUUUAAUGAGGCCAAGAUGAUCACUUUCAGCAUGCUCAUCUUCUGUGCCGUGUGGGUGGCCUUCGUGCCCGCCUACGUCAGCUCGCCUGGGAAGUACAUGGUUGCUGUGGAGAUCUUCGCUAUGCUUGCCUCCAGUUAUGGUUUACUUUUUUGUAUUUUUGCCCCAAAGUGUUUUAUCAUUCUUUUGAGGCCGGAAAAAAACACCAAGAAACACUUGAUGGCCAGGUAG